AUGAUACAGAAACUUCAGAAUAGUCCAUAUAAGCAACUGCCUACAGGUCAUAUACGAUUACUUCGAAUCUCUACAAAUGCCUCAGAUCAAAAUGUCGGAUACCUUGAAGCCGUACCGCUGGAGGAAGCACCGCCUUUCUACGCUCUCAGUCACACUUGGGGGACCCAGACUUGCAAACAAGAUAUCCAAAUCCAUGGCUAUACCCUAAGCAUUACGACCGAACUUGCCUAUGGCAUUCGAAGAUUUCAGCAGCUUGCUAUAAACGGCUCAGCUCUCGAUCCACCGCUGCUACAUAUGUGGAUCGACAAUCUUUGCAUAGACCAAAACAACAUUCCCGAAUGUUCCACUCAAGUUGGUCUUAUGAGAAAGAUUUACUCACGCUCUGUCAGAACCCUGAUCUGGCUUGGAGUGGACCAUGGUUCCCACUCCACGGGAUGGGACUUGGUCGAUCAAAUCUAUGCCGAAUUCCGGUCUCUGCACCCUACUGUCAGUAACCCGGGCCAAAUUCCAGUCAAGGCCUAUUCCGACGCGUCGCAUGCUGUGUCCAAACUGCCCGCGUGGGAUAAUGAAGCCUGGGGGCAGAUGAAAAGCCUUCUUGACCUUCCCUGGUUCACGCGAAUUUGGAUUGUGCAAGAAGUUGUGUUAUCUUCACAGGAUCCCAUCAUCGUUCAUGCGCAACGUCUAUUUCCAUGGCAUCGUCUUGGAUGGGCAGCCGGCUGGUUGAGAAGAAAUGGAUAUCUCCGGUUAUCUCAACUUUCUAAAAACUUUCUCAAUGUCAACACAAUCAGCAACAUUCGACGAUCCAAAAGCCUUUGGCCAUUGGAUGCAUUGCUAUCUUGUACCCAGAUCAAGUUCAAUGCCACGAAUCAAAGGGAUAAAGUAUAUGCGGUCCUGGGAAUAGCAGCAGAAUGCGAGAAUUCGGCCGAGGUUCCAGAAGCUUUGCGCCCAGAUUACAGUCUUGAGACCGAAGAGAUAUACCAGAAAGUUGCCCGCUUCUUAUUGCAACGCAAUGGCUCCCUCGCUAUCUUGACCCGUGCCCGUGGUACCGCCGGAAGUCUAUCGAGGAAACAGAGAUUACAUGACCUCGAAAAGCUGCCAUCGUGGGCCCCUGACUGGAGUGACUAUCGGGUAUCUAACAACGGUAUUCGGACAAGCUUUUCCUGGAUACACUACACAAACCCGGAAGAGCCUGUCAUGUUUGGGUUUCCUAAACAAUACGCUGCGGCUAUUGACAAACGACUAAAACUCUUUGAUAACCAAGGCGGUUCAACUCUGGCUGUCGGAGGCGCAAUAGUUGGAGAUAUUGUGCAGAGGGUUUCUUUUAGCAACAACGAACAGACCAAAGAAGAUUUCGGGUCCUUCCUCGACUCCAGACUUGAAUCCAUCUGGAAUUUGGCGUUCUCAACCUUGAAGCCAACAGACGAGGGAGGUCUGGAGCGUUUGGCAGCUUGCUUGAUCAAGGUCACCACUGCCGAUCAACACGGACUCACUGGGCGAACGUGGGAACAAAGCUUUAAGGAUGGAUUGACCUACAUACUGCGUCUUUUCGAAAAGGCCAACACGAAUGCGACAGUCAGAAUGGCUGGAAGCGACAACCCACAAGCUGUGGCUCAUCUACGACGUCUUGCAUCAGGUGGAGAUGCUGAAGAGUAUAGGGUCUUGGCAGGGACAUUUGGCUUCAACAGAUGUUUCAUCGUCACUUCUACAGGGCAUAUUGGCAUUGGGACUUCCGAUGCACAAAUAGGUGAUUAUGCUUCGAUUAUAUUUGGCAGCGGAGUUCUGUAUGUUAUCAGGAAGACGGGUCAUGAAUUCACUUUCGUUGGUGAGCUAUAUCUUGACGGCUAUAUGGAGGGACAGGGACUACAGGUUGAAGAGCAAAUACUGAGACUUACUUGA
This is a messenger RNA of Fusarium pseudograminearum CS3096, 1896 nucleotides long. RefSeq lists its product as uncharacterized. NCBI's taxonomy places the organism in Eukaryota, Fungi, Ascomycota, Sordariomycetes, Hypocreales, Nectriaceae. The transcript has a single exon. The coding region runs from base 1 to 1896 and encodes 631 amino acids. The record is from RefSeq and is a predicted model, not a curated record.